AUGUCAAGAUCGAUGAGGAUCCAGGAUCUGCUAUCACCAUCAGUGACUACAUCUGAUGGGAACCGCACCCAAAGUCGAAACUCAGGCUUGACGCCUGGAUCAGGUUGUGACAGAACAAUCACAUCCAACAAGCAGAAGCAGAAGCCUAUCAAUCAUGUGCAAUCGAAACAGCCCAUACUGAAUCUUCUAACAUGGGAUCUCCCACCAGAUGAAGGACUUGUUGUCUCACGGAAGAAACGGAAGCGUACUCCUGAAGACGUGACACUGAUCAGAAACCCUAGGAGGCUUCCUAGAUUUUCAGUCAAUGUCUUCAACGCCGAGCCGGCCAACGCUUAUCCAAUCCCGUAUCAGGGUAUUGUACCUCGAAUGAUCAAAUAUUGUAAGCUUUCUCAAUGUUCAUGCACCUAUUUUGCACUAAUUGUACUGGGAGACGUUCAAACAUGGGCAAUAGAGCAUGGGACAGCUUUACAGAUUGAGGGGCAUCCCAACCCCUACCACUCACUCGUCUUCCCCUAUGCUCUCCAUCACGGUGCCCUUUUCGAGUCCAUGGUAUGUAUUGCUCGCACAUCUUGGCUCCUGCAGGAGGGCAUACCGUGGCAACAAGACAAGGCGCUAGCAUACCAUCGAGCAAAUGCUUUUGCAACACUUGGCCUUAGGAUGACAUCGGAGAACACCUGCGCAGAUGACACCACAAUCUUGACGAUUGCAGCCCUUUCCACAUUCGGCGAUCUACUACAUCCUUCUAAAUUUGACGCGUUCAGCUAUGAUCAACUGUGGAAAUUCGUGAAAGAACAAAAUGAGGCUACUGCAGGGCUCGCCCAGUUGGCUAUUGACUCGCCUCUUCGAAACGAAUUACCUGUCUAUUCAUCACCUCCUUUCAACACGAAAGUCUGUGAAGCACUUUCCAAAGUUUCUCCUGCCUUCAACGAUAUGGCAAUUUCAGGAGAAUUGUCCCUACAGAUCAUUGACAUCCUGGCCAACCUGUCGAGUCUCAUCAAAGACGGAACCGUAUCGAGCCCCAUCACGAGUCCACGUAAAUCCGAAAAGUCAAGGCGGAAUUUGCUCCAUUCAGUCAUUGAUCUUCGAUACCUCUCCGUCAUGGGGAUCACCCCCAUAGAACGUUACCUAUGUUAUGGACUCAUCGCCUGCUCAUAUACCUUACAUUUCAAGGGUGGGAUCAUGGGCGAAGAUCACAUUGAAUCUCUUCAAGAGGUGGAAGAGAUGAUGGUGGGCGGUGACAAUCUACCAUUACAAGAUGCUCUAGUUGACGCCCAUGGAGAAUGUCUAGUCUGGACCUUUACUGCAAUGUCUGGGGCUCUGGCCAUGUCAGAAAAUUUCUCUGCAACGUCUAGGCUUAUUGAUUAUGCAUUCGAUCAAUUUCCUGACGAGAUGGCACAGUGGAAGGUUCUUUCGAAGAUCCUGCAGAAAUUUCUAUGGUGUGAAAACCUUCUAAUGUUUUGGAGAAGCAUUUGGCACAAGGCAAUGGUUCGACGUUCAGGACGCGACAAUCAUCUCAAAGGGGCCCCCAGUUGA
This is a messenger RNA of Exophiala aquamarina CBS 119918, 1533 nucleotides long. RefSeq lists its product as uncharacterized. The record is from RefSeq and is a predicted model, not a curated record. The coding region runs from base 1 to 1533 and encodes 510 amino acids. The transcript is spliced from 2 exons. Lineage: Eukaryota; Fungi; Ascomycota; Eurotiomycetes; Chaetothyriales; Herpotrichiellaceae.